Funneliformis geosporum is the source of this 600-nucleotide messenger RNA. NCBI's taxonomy places the organism in Eukaryota, Fungi, Glomeromycota, Glomeromycetes, Glomerales, Glomeraceae. The record is from the annotation of a GenBank genome assembly.
AUGGUAAAAAUAUCUAUGAAGGCAAUGAGCGAGCUUCGAAAUGAUGUUAAUGACUUUCUUAGGGAAGAUAAUAGAUCAACUUAUCUUAAUAUGGCGUAUGAGGAAGUCUUAUUUCCAGUAGAAAACAUUUAUAGAAGAAUUUACGAGGGUAAACAAUACAUGUACCUUGCAUCAGGUUGUAGAGGACGUGCUCAAAGAAACUAUAGACAUAUCCGUGAAGAGGCAGAUGCCAAACAGCUCAUAAAAAAGGGCUUAGCAUCUGAGCCUUAUCUUUAUGAAAUCCUAAAACUAGAAGUAGCAAGACAUCUUAAUAAAAAGAUUGAUAUUAACUAUUAUCUGAAAAGUGUUAUCAGGCUCUGUACACAAUUUAUAAACUAUGAUGAUAGACACCAACUAUUAUCUGAAAUUAUACUAAAAGCCUUAAAAAAGUUAAAAAAUGAUAAUAAAGCAGUAAAGAUAGUAGCCCAUCUUCAUAAUACAUAUUAUGAUGCUAAGGCAACCCUGUUAUCAGAAGCUGAUAUCAAGAAAAUUAGAGAAUCAAGAGAUAAGAUACCCAAUGCAUCAAAAAAAUUGCUGAUAAAUUUCAUAUCAGACCUAAAC